Messenger RNA from Saprolegnia parasitica CBS 223.65, 2273 nucleotides. RefSeq lists its product as hypothetical. Gene Ontology annotation, cellular component: plasma membrane. The transcript has 4 exons. The coding region runs from base 36 to 2273 and encodes 745 amino acids. Gene Ontology annotation, molecular function: inward rectifier potassium channel activity. Lineage: Eukaryota; Oomycota; Saprolegniomycetes; Saprolegniales; Saprolegniaceae. The record is from RefSeq and is a predicted model, not a curated record. Gene Ontology annotation, biological process: potassium ion import across plasma membrane; regulation of monoatomic ion transmembrane transport.
GUGGAACUUGGCGACGACUGGCCUCAUCCUCGGAGAUGCCAUCCAAGAAGCGGUUCCAGCGCACGAACGGCGCGGCCAAGGCGUCGGCGGCUGACGCGUCGCUGCACCACGCAUGGGCGCACGACUGGCCCGGCGUCGUCGUCCACGAAGAGGCCGGCGCGCCUUUCUUUUCAUCGUCGGCGAUCCGCGCGAGCGGCGAGUUCUUUCCGCGGCUCAAGACGAUUGCGAACCCGCGCCGCGCGUACAAGGACGGGAUCUACAUCCUUCUGAACUUGAGCUGGGUCUCGCUCAUGCCGGCGCUCGCGGCCAUGUACUUUGCGAGCAUCUUCGUCUUUGGCGUGCUCUUGUACUACGUGUGCGGCAACGCAGCGACCUUCUCGGACGACUUUAACCUCUCGUACACGACGUUCUCGACGAUCGGGUUUGGCAUCCUCUUUCCGAUCGAGCGCUGCGCCAACUACGUCGCGAUCGCCGAAGCGUUCAUCUCACUCCUCUCGAUCGCCGCGCUCACGGGCCUCAUGUUUGCGAAGUUUGCCAAGCCGAAGGGCAAGAUCGCCUUUAGCCAAGUGGCCGUCGUGCACCCGUACGGUACCGAGCGACUCGCGCUCGUCGUGCGCGUCGCGAACGCGACGCAGUCCCAAGACGUGGCCCGCGACGUCAUCAUGGACGCGUCGUUCUCGUUCACGCUCAUCCGCAUCGAGAAGGACGACGCGAGUGGGCCGCCGCGGCUCCGCUACUACAAGCUGCCGCUGCUGCAGUCCAACAUCAUUACGUUUCGCAUGGUCCUCGCGCUCGUGCACGUGAUUGACGAGGACAGUCCGCUCUUCGGCUUGACGCAGUCGACGCUAGCGUCGUCCGAGUUUGUGCUGCAGGUCGGCAUGACGGGCGUCGACUCGACGCUCCAGGAUACCGUCAUGGAACGCCAAAUCUACUCGGUCGAGAUGCUGCAGUGGGGCUUCCGCUUUGGCGAAAUGCUGCACUUUUCCGACGACGCGGUCGUCAUCGACUUUGACGAGCUCAGCAAAGUGCACUCGGCGCCGAUCGACGACGCGUACGCGGCGCAGUACACGCCUCGCCCGUCGCCCGUGCCGACGCCAACGGCGAUGAGAAGCGCCAAGCACACUCACCCUCCGCAUCCGCAUCAUACGGGGUCGGUGCUGAGCCCGACGCCGCGCAUGGCGUGGGCGUCGUCGUCGCACAAGCGAAGCUCGCGCCGGCUGCGGCAACCGCUUCGGCCCACGGACAUGGAGCCGCUGUUCGAGCCGCUCUUGCAGCGCGACGUCGGGACGCAGCGUGUGACCAAAACGAGGCGUCGGCAGCCGUCGCACCAUGGUGCGUCCAUGCCCGUCGAGCAAUGGCAGCUGCUCCAGCACCAAGUUGCAGGCGAUACGAUGGCGUCGACCGACUCGACGUCUGGUCUUCUCUGGGCCCACACGACGACCAACAGCCACGUCGAGGAGCAUGACGACGACGAUGACGGUGACGACGACGACGAGAAAGAUCUCGAUUUUUCAGACGCGUCCAGCGUGCACUCGGUCGAGAUCCCCAACACGCCGCGCUUCCUCCGCAUCUCGCCGCAACACGUGCCUUUCUCGUACUCGUUCCAGAGCUUCUACUACAGCGCGCUGCACAUGAAGUGGCCGCGCAUCAUCGCGCUCAUCGUCGUUGGCUUUGUCGUCAUGAACGUGGCGUUUGCAGCUCUGUACCUCAUUGACUUUGACGGCGUCCUGGUCACCCCGAGCAUUGCAGCGGCCAACUCGCCGUUUGAAGUCUGCUUGUACCUAAGCGCGCACACGCUCGCGACGAUCGGGUAUGGGGUCAUUGGGCCGCAGCCCGACUCGAAGAUCAACAACUUUUUCGUUGUCCUCGAGUCGUCCUUUGGGCUCAUCUUUACGACCAUUUUUACAGGCAUUGCGUGGUCCAAGUUUGCGCGGCCCCGCGCCCACAUUCAUUUCUCCAAGCACAUUGCGAUCACGACGAUCCACGGCCAGCGCGUGCUCGUGCUUCGCGCCGCCAACACGCGGCACCACGGCGACAUCCGCGAGGGCUCGUUCCGGCUCGGCGUGAACCUCACCAACUCCAAGACGGGACUGCGCCAGAUGCAGGACGUGCCCCUCAUCAGCCCCGAGUGGCCGUCGAUCCGCAUCCCGGUCACGCUCAUCCACAUCAUUGACGAAGCGUCGCCGUUCUACCAGUUUCAGUCGCCGGCCGAUUUUCAAACUACCGCGUCUCGGUCAUUACGCUCUUCACGGGUACGACGAUAUUGUCGCUAG